Molecule: messenger RNA, 4498 nt
Organism: Salvelinus namaycush (lake trout)
Lineage: Eukaryota; Metazoa; Chordata; Actinopteri; Salmoniformes; Salmonidae
Product: carcinoembryonic antigen-related cell adhesion molecule 5-like
Exons: 11
Coding region: 197-2164 (655 amino acids)
Source: RefSeq, a predicted model, not a curated record
UGAUAAGUAAAAUACCUAUCCAGCAUUGUAAGAUCUGGCAACGUCUAUACAGUGGACGGGACCUAAGCAUACACCAGUGAGUGAGUGAGUACAGUGGCUGUGUGUUUGGUCUGUAUAGCCUACCAGUGCUACCUGCGGUUUGUCCAGGAUACAUUAUUUUGUAGCCUACUGAUAACAAUUGUCCGCAAAACGCCUAAUGGAUUUUCAUCACUCAACUUCAUUGACUGUGUACUUGUUGUCCAUCCUUGGAUAUUGUGCUGGUCAAGAUGCACUUCCAUCUGGACCUGUGAAUGGAACAUUGGGAGGAAAUGUGAUUUUCAAAACCACCAUCAAUCCAACCACACUUUUUGCAAUCAGCUGGACUUUUGGUGAACCCCCUGUCUCCGUUGUUGACUUUGUCAGUUCUGCAGGUUCUGUGAUCGGAGUGGGAUAUGUUGGUAGGAUCAGUCUGGACAAUAGCACUGGAUCUCUGGAGCUCAGGAAACUGACCCUGAUUGACAGUGGGACAUACAGAGUGAGCCUAAGAACGGCUGAUGUUAUUCAGGUGGGAUCUACUUCACUGAUUGUCUAUGAGACCAUUUCAAACGUGACCCUGAGGGCCAACGUCAUUGAUCUAAUGGAACUGAAUGACACUGUCAUUUUCUCCUGCUCUGUGUCCUCUGGCUCCUCCCCCUUCUCUUACCGCUGGCUGAAUGGCAGCUCUGAGGUCACAGCCAGAUAUGGAAUUCAGCUUGGUGAUGGAGGCCGUACUCUCACCAUAGCCAAUGUGACCCGGUAUGACCAGGGGCCAUACAGGUGUAUUGUGUCCAACCCCGUCAGCAGUAAACCCAGCCAGAAUCUAACCCUCAUCAUCAGCUAUGGUCCAGAAAACACCACAAUGAAGGUGACCCCUCUAGAUGUACUGUAUGGAUCAGGGUCAAACCUCACCCUGUCCUGCUCAGCUGAGUCCAGUCCGUCUGCCCAGUUUCAGUGGCUUCUGAAUGGAACACUGCUGUCCAAUAACGGACCAGAACUCAGGCUGGAGAACAUCCAGGCCAAUCAGAGUGGUAGCUACAGCUGCUGGGCCCAUAACACCAGAACCCUGAGGUACCAGAUAUCUGAGCCCUCUGACAUCACUGUGCUGGAACCAAUAUCUGGUGCUAACAUCACAACUACCCCAAACUCUUCAAUCAUCGAGGGAGGCUCUGUGAACUUAACCUGUGAUGCUUCUGGCGCCAUCAUCACCAGAGAGUGGAUGAAAGAUGGUCACCCUCUGUCUGCUGGUGGCAACAUAAUCAUCUCUGAGGAUAAGAGAGUGCUGUCCAUAAACCCUGUGAAGAGAACAGACAGUGGAGAAUACCGGUGUAGAGUCAGCAACCCCAUCAGCACCGCUAAUGCUAAACACGGUCUCAUUGUAAACUAUGGACCUGAUGGUAUGGAAAUAAUGGGUCCAUCUGAAAUAGAAGUAGGACAGAAGAUUACAUUGACCUGCUCUGCUGACUCCAUACCGACUUCUAGUUACACCUGGGUGCUUAACGGGACAGAGAUACCUGGACAUUCACCUGAGUUCACUAAAGAGAAGAGUGAAUACUCUGACAGUGGGGAUUACACCUGUACAGCAACAAAUAAUGUCACUGGAAACAAAACAUCUGUGGUCCAUAAACUGUCAGUAAAAACGGAGGGCUCUCUAUCUCAGGGUCUGUCUGCUGGUGCCAUUGCUGGGAUUGUGAUUGGAGUAUUGUUGGUUUUGGGAGUGGCAGUUGGUGUGGCGGUCUACUUCAUGAAGAUAAAGGGUUUCUUCAAGAAAGAAUCCUCCAGGAGUGUUGGCAACACAGGUAAAAGCUCUGCUAACGGAGGGGGACCAGGAGGAAACCAGCCGGCUCUUUGUCCUCCGUACCUGCGUCGCCUUCUCUUGCAAAUAACGGGGAUGAUGGCCCUGUCGAGUGUUUGGAGAAUGUCUUGUGCGUCUUGCUUGUUGAAGAAAUAUCUUCGUCUAAUCCAAGGACCUGAACUAUGCAGACAUCACACAAUUCCAGAAGAGGGAUGGUGGGUCAGUUCAGCUGGGGAACCUGGGUACUUCCUCCACAGAGUACGCUCAGGUCCGAGUCAACAACCGGCCUGGUCAGCCUGCCGAACCACCCACCUACAAAUCCCACCAUUCCUAGGUGAAAAAGCCUGGCCUUAAGCCUGCCCCCGACGCUGCCUCCACCAUCUACUCAGACGUUCGAAGGAAAGGACCACGCCUCCCUGUCAAUCAUCUGGACCAGUUGGGGUCAGUCAGGGUGACCAGACCUGUUCAGACAUGGUCAAUGAAGCCCCACAACCUUCUCUGUGUCUGUGCCAACCAAAUGUUUUCUAAUACUGUAUCCCUUAUUAGGCCUUACAGAUCCCUGGACAAACAAAAAUAUCAGUUGACCCCUUAGCUAUUAUCAAUUGAUUGGGUGCUCAUCUGUUUUAUAAUUUGCGCUCAACUAAUUAGUAAAGAAAUUAUAUUUUAUUGAUAAUGUCGUAAUAGAUCAUCAAAACGUGACAGAUCGUGAAUAUUUGUAUGACACAAAAAAUACAGCUACAUACACAAUGUGCCAUAAACCCUCUACAGCAGGGAUCAUCAUCUAGAUUCAGCCGCGGGCCAAUUUUUGUUGUUGUUGAAUGGAUGGUCUGGGGGGCGGGAACAUAAUUAUAAAUAUUUUGUAGACUGAAAAUGUCCUUCAAGAAGCCCAAACAGAUAUAAUGUUUGACUAAAACAUAAUAAUUUCAAACCUUGCUUACAUUUAUUUGUGUAUAAUCAUGUGUCUCUCUAUAAUGCUUGGGAAUACUUGGGAACAGAUUUCUUAAAUUGAAAUCACUUGGAGCGGAUUCCUUGUGUUUUUCCAGUCUUAUGUCCAACAACGAAACUACAAAUUUAUAAAAUUUAAAACAUUUGCUUGGAGGGCCAAAUGAGACCACCUGCGGGCCAAAUUCGUGGGAGGUUCUACCUAAUAUCAUAUGGAAUUGUUUUAAGAUGGUCAUACUAAGGAUAGUUUAGCUAUUUGAGUUUGAAUUUUAAGACUGCUUAAAGAUAGUCUCUCUUACUGCUCUUUUCAGUUCUAAUACAUACUGUUGAGGUGACUGGAGGCCUAUUAUACCACAAAUUGGGAAAAGCAUUAGCAUGCAUCCCAUGGUUUAGCAGAAUAGCAACAUAGAGGAACACCAUCUCUCAGGGUGACGUGGGUACCAUUGCCCUGGUCAUUUGCAUGUACGGUGUACAUGAUACCUUUAUGUACUGUUAUAUCAUAAAAGGGAAAUUAAAUAACCCUGUGUGCAGUAUGUGUAAAGGAUCGAUACUAUGUCUGUUUUGUUUAUUAGCAAUAUAUGGCUCUCUCACAGUUGCUUUGUUUCUCUGGUUAUAUUUUUUUAGUGUACAGGAUGUACAUUCAGGAAUUAUUCGUGUUAAUAAUUUCCCUAUGGCUAUUUGAUUAUUAAAACAACAGUAACAAGAUAGGAAUUAAAGAUACUAUAUUACUUAUUUCUGACAAUCUUCUCUGUAAGUUGAAAUGAACGAAACCAACAAUGGUUAUGUCGGUGACAAGGCUCAGUAGCACAUCUAUCAUAGAACUACCUUUAUUUUUGCUUGUGGACAACAUAGUCCCAACCAUGCCAUGGGAAGUUGUUAAACACUGCACUACCCAUUUAGCUUUGAUAAUAAAGCUGUAUUUAUUAUUAAGGACAUUUUCUACAAUGAUGCUUUAACCUGAAACUUCCUUCAGCAACUUAUAUCAAAUUGUGUUGGUCACAUAGACAUGGUUAGCAGAUGUUAUUGUAAGUGUAGCGAAAUGCUUGUGCUUCUAGUUCCGACAGUGCAGCAAUAUCAACAAGUAAUCUAACAAUUACACAACUACCUACUAUAGUUUUAUGUUUAAAUUAUUAAAUGAAUGUACAGUGUGUGAGAAAACAGGCUUGAUUUACAGUAAGAUACAUUUGUUAAUCUUUAUAAUUGCCAGCUUUAUUCUGGUUUGUUGUGGUUCAAAGCAUUUUUGGUAUUUGUGAAUCCACCUAUGUUUGAGUCAUUAUGUAUUUUCAGCAAAAAUAGUGUCUGUAUGCUUAAGCGUUGUUUAUUUAAUGUCAAAUGUACUGUACAUGAUUUAGUGCCAUAUCUACUCCCAAACCAAACAUUCCAGUCUAUCUACUCCCAAACCAAUCAUAGAGUCGUUAUGUACAAACACAGGGGAAGGCACAGCAUGUGUAGUGUUAUGCUCCAACAUCAAAGGCCCUCUUGUUCAACCCUCUCAAUACACUUAGUAGUUCCUUUAUACUCAUGAAUCCAUUGGUUCCUAUGAUGUAAAUGUGGGCUUGUCAUUGAAGUUUUACUGUUCCUCCUGUUGACUGGUACUGUACAUACUGAACAUGAUUAUUAUGCAUAAUGAAUUUUAGACUUGUCUGCCUUUAAAAAAAGAGGAAUACAACUUUGUUUUGAAAUAAUUGCACUUUUAUGGAAGAAUUAGAAUUUUUAUUCCAAUAAAUUAUAUUUGCUGUAACAUGG